AUGGACCGGAUGCGUCCACACCUGGGAAACGCAGGCCCCCUUGCAGUGGAACUGCUACUGGAACAUUUCUCCAAUGAUGCCUGGGUGCUGCUAUGCUCAUAUUGCCUGCUGUUGGAGCGACGCGAACCCCUGUGGGCACAGGGACUCCUGCAAUGCAUCGAGCGUGAAGCGCCCGACAGGAGAGCAGAGAUCGCCGAGCUUCUGGACACCGCUGUGCUUGGCAAAGCGCGAAGCUGGGCAUUGUGGUCGGCGAGCACGGCCUCAAGCUUGGCGAUUUGGCCGAGUCGAUCAGAGUGUUUUGGCCCAGUCUCAUCCACUGCUCUACGGUUGCCUGUCCAUGUGCAAGUUGACUUCGCAAAUUCCGCAAAGGCGCUGCGACGUGUAGAAGGUCAGCUGCUGCGGACAGCAGAAGCAAUUGGCGUGGACUGCGAGCAUUCCGGUUUCGGUGCACAAGCUGAGAUUUCCUUGAUUCAGUUGGCCACCACCACCCAUUGCUUCGUCAUCGACGUCCUGGCUUUGGGCAGCACCCAGGACUUUUCGGAUCUCCUCCAGAUGCUCUCAACGAAGGCGCUGCUCGCCUUUGACUUCCGCACGGAUGCUGCCCUCCUGCGCCGCUUCGUGUCACUUCCCUCGGGCGCCGAUCUGCUAGCGCCCAGGGACCUGCGCCGAGCGGACCUGGGCGUGUCAGGCGGCCUGCGGCAGUUGGUGCGUGAGGCGCUGGGUGCUGAGCUCUGCAAGGCCGAGCAAUGCAGCCGAUGGGCACGGAGGCCGCUGCGACCUAGCCAGCUCCACUAUGCCGCGCUAGAUGCCUGGGUGCUGCUGCCCUGUGCAAAGUACCUGCAUGAAACGCAGCAAGUCGAAAUGGAGCCACCCUGA
Durusdinium trenchii is the source of this 876-nucleotide messenger RNA. The record is from the annotation of a GenBank genome assembly. Lineage: Eukaryota; Dinophyceae; Suessiales; Symbiodiniaceae.